GCAGAGAACGCGUCUUGUUUAAAAACCUUUUAAAAUGACAGCUUGAUUUGGUUUGGUUUCCGCUACUGUGCUAUUGUGCUAUUUUUUUGGUUUUCGGUGAUAAAAUCGCAAGAUUAUGUCGAUAUCUACAGCUACAGAUGACCGCACAGAAGGUGAUGAUGACACUUCACAAGGAAGCCACCCAAAAGAAGACAGCAGUGAUUCUGAGAAUGAAAAUGAACCCCAGGAGCAGAAUGGAGUAUGCCCCAGUCCUGAAGUUCAUGAAAUUACCAGUGAUGAUGAUGAUGACUGCAUGGUUACCAAUGAAGACAAUGGGGAAAAUGAAGAUGACGAGUCAUCCAAUUCAAGUACGGACUCAAAUGACAGCUCUAGUGACUCCCAGGAUAGUAAAGCUAUGGAAGAAAAAGAGAAUGAAACAAAAAUUGAAAAUGGUGACGAUGAAUCUGAUAUAGAAGAAGUCUCCAUUGAGGAUCCUCUCAAUCAACACCAGAACAAAACCAAACCUAUAGUGAUCAGUGACACAAAAAGUCUAGUUGAACUAGCGGCUAAACAAAACAGACCAAAUGAUGCGGAUCAAAAAGAACCAACAGUUGUUAUCAUUGAUACUAAUUCCAUCUUGUCUGGAAAAGGCGCCACACCUGCUCAGCCAAAGCCUCCUUCCACCUCGACCAUUGAUGCCCAGAACUUGUGUCAAAGCAUUGCUGCUCGAGGGACUACAAUCACCCCAGUUAGCUGCAAAAGCAGUAAUUCCACAAACACCCCGUCUCAAAAUGCUACUCCCACACCGCAACCCAACAUACUGCCCUCUCUGACAGAUGACAUGUUCGUAGUGGAGGCCCCUUCAUUCAUUGUACCAUAUGUAUAUGAAAAACCAUCAAUACAACCAUUUAGAGAAUUUGUAGACAAGCUCGGCAAAGAGCUAGAAGAGAUCAAACUCAAAGAGGAACAGGAGAAAGCAAAGAAAAAAGAAGCGGAAAAGGAAAGAAAAGAAAAGGAGAGGCAAGAAAGAAUAGAAAGGGGUGAAGAGGUUUCUGAAGAGGAAAGCCAGGAAUCCAAGAGUGCGGAAGAAGAACCUCCAAAGGAAAAGAAAGAAAAGAAACAAAAACGAAAACGUGAAGAGGAUGAUGACUCAUGGGACGGUGAGUCAUCUGACUCAGAAAUGAGUGACGAUGACACCAUAUUGAUUAAAAAUAAAGAUGAUCCUAUAGCGGAAGUUAAUGAUACAAUGGGAUUAACAGCAAAAGGGCUCUCUGGUAAAAAAGACAGCUACUUUGAUUGCACUCUAGGUCAAUUCUUCAUCAACAUUGGACUUAACCUGGUCCAAGAGUAUGUACAAACUGACCUCCUGAAGCAACAGAAUCGUAAACUUUACAAAGAGAAGAAGUCUGGACGAAGUACAAAAGCUACAGAAUCUGCUAUCACCUCACUUACUCAAAAUCUAGAAUUUAGUAAGAAAACAAAUGCUCCCUUCGCUCUUAAACAGAUUAGAUGUGAAUUCUGUAGUUUUAAGACAGAAUCUAUGCUCGUUAUGUCACACCACUUGGAAGCACCUCACAUGAAGAACAAUAUUUACAAAUGCAACACGUGCGCGUUUGAGAUUCGCAGCCCCCACGACAUCCUGUUUCACAUGGAGGCCGAGCACAACAUACGCGGGCGGCUAGAGCGCGCGCCCGCCUACCAGCAGUGCGCCAACUGCCACUUCGAGGACAACAGCAAGACCAAGCUCGCGCGGCAUCUCAUCGCCUGCGCCAAGAAGUUCAAGCCCGAGUUCAACCUCGGACCCCCACUAGAAUGGGAGCCUCCCGCGAAAAUACCCAAACUUCGAGCGAGGAACAACGUCGGCUCCGCUUACCCGGCGAACGUAAAUAGAGUGCAGGCCGGAAACAGCAUGAUGGGCAGACCGCCGCUCAUGGGAGGCCCCGGGCUGGCGCAGCUGCCGACGCUGGGCCGCCCGCGCGGCCGCCCGCCGCUCGCCGGCGCGCGCGGCGCCCCGCUGCCCGGCGCGCCGCUCGUCCGCGGCGGCGUCAUGAUCAUGCACAACCAGCCCUCCACCAUCGCCACCAUCUCCAACUACCCCAUCCACAACCAGCUCAACAACUCCACGCCCAAGAUCUCCAUCACCCCGCUCCCGCGCGCGCCGCAGCCCUCGUCCUCGGCCGCGCCCAACUCGAAGGCCACCUUCGUCAUCUGUGAGAUUUGCGACGGCUACAUCAAGGACCUGGAGCAGCUGAGGAACCACAUGCAGUGGAUCCACAAAGUGAAAAUCCACCCUAAGAUGAUUUAUAACCGACCGCCUCUGAACUGCCAGAAGUGUCAAUUCAGGUUCUUCACGGACCAGGGCCUGGAGCGGCACUUGCUCGGCUCGCACGGGCUCGUGACCAGCUCGAUGCAGGAGGCCGCCAACAAGGGCAAGGACGCGGGCCGCUGCCCCGUCUGCGGCCGCGUGUACCAGUGGAAGCUGCUCAGCCACGUGGCCCGCGACCACAACAUGGCGCUCAAGCCCGCUCACCUGUCUUACAAGUGCACGGUCUGCACCGCCACGUUCGGGAUGUACAAGCAGUUUGAAAACCACGUGUAUUCGGCUCACAGUGUGGUCGCCAAACGCGUCAUGGACAAAAGCAAAGCGCCCGCGGCGGGAGCGAACUCUGACCCUCUCCUGAAGCCGCUGAAGAUCAGCGACGAGAUCACGAUCAUCCCGCAGCCGGCCAAGUCGAGCGUCACCAUCACCGCCAAAGGGCAAUAGCGGCCCGACCGGCGCACCUGCCUCUCUUUUACCAACUCAGCAGUAUUGUGUACAUAGACCUAAACCUCUGCACUCUGACGCGUCCAAUAGUGACAUUUUAUUUUAUGAAGUGUGAAUGCUAUUUUGAAAAGCCUCUCCCACUAUAAGCUGUAAAGCAGUGUAUAAUACAAGGAUACGAUUAUUACAUAGUAGAAGGUAUAUAUUUUGUGACUAUGUAAAAUAGCUUCUUGUUUUCAAUACUUGUGAGUCAUGUGGCCCUGUGGGCGCAGUGGCAUUACAGAUCUGUCUAUAAGCAGUGAGUUAGUAGUCGGGUAAAUGUGUGAAUGCACCUUCGAGUGUGCCUCAGAAAGUGAUCCUAUUUAUUUAUGGAAUUGCUGUUAAAUCGACUAUUUUAAGCCUAGUUUAAUUUAAUGUGACCAUGGUUCAAUUUGGCAUUGGAUCUAUUGUAAAAUAUUUAUUUUAAGUAUGUUCCACUAUGUAUGUACAAUAUAAUCAUGAAUCGUUAUUAUAGAUUAGUUAAGGUAGAGUGUAAUCUUAGAUUAAGUACAAUAUUUCAACACAAAUCCUGUCUAUUUCAAAAUUGCAAAACGAGUUAGAUACAGACUCACAACACACAUUGGAUCUUCUUAUUUAUUUCUGAUCUCAGAUAAACAGACUGGACUGGAGUGUUGAUUUGGUAAAAGUUUACUAAAUUGUUAAUGUACUUAUAGAACUGAAAAUAAUGUAUUUUUUUUAUUUAAUAAAAAUACCAUUGUA
This is a messenger RNA of Leguminivora glycinivorella, 3499 nucleotides long. Its product is annotated as MOG interacting and ectopic P-granules protein 1-like. The coding region runs from base 116 to 2743 and encodes 875 amino acids. Lineage: Eukaryota; Metazoa; Arthropoda; Insecta; Lepidoptera; Tortricidae. The transcript is spliced from 2 exons. Gene Ontology annotation, biological process: regulation of gene expression. The record is from RefSeq and is a predicted model, not a curated record. Gene Ontology annotation, cellular component: nucleus.